AUGAGUUGCCCACCCAUUCCCUCGAAGCACGAGUUUGCCGGCGUGCCGUUGUUUCAACGUCUGCCAAAACUGCCUGAGCUAGAAGGCACUGAUCCAGCGCGUGCCCCCCAAGAUGCGUUCCGACUGGCCAUCGCAGACCAGCUGUCGAGGUCCAUUGGAACGCCUCUGAAAGAUACCUUUUUGGCUGUAGCAACUGGAGGCAAGGAGUGCGAUUACAAAGUCGUGCUUCCUCGCUUUCGUCUGCCGACCAAAGUCGAUGAGCUUCAGGAGAAGGUUCUCACGGAGUUCCAGCCUAAUGAGUACAUCGAGCGAGUGACGAAGCAAGGCCCAGCCGUAUUGUACCAUGUGAACGUGAAGACGCUCAUCCCGCUUGUGCUCUCGACAGUGCAUGCCCUGACGUACGGCGAUGGCGCUGCGACCGAGGGGGACAGCGGCAAGAAGCUGCCUUCGUACGGCUCGAACUACUCAGGCAAGGGCAAGCUAUGUCUCGUGGAGUUCUCGUCACCGAACAUUGCGAAGCCAUUCCACGCCGGACACCUUCGUAGUACGAUCAUUGGUGCUUUCCUUGCGAACUUGUACGAGGCUAAUGGCUGGGAUGUCAAGCGAUUGAACUACCUGGGUGACUGGGGUAAGCAAUUUGGACUGCUGGCCCUUGGAUGGCGUCGCUUCGGUGACGAGCAGAAGUUGCAGGAAAACCCCGUGCAACACCUCUUUGACGUGUAUGUGGAAAUCAACAAGCUUGCGUCGGAGGAAGGAGGAAAAGGCGAACAAAUUCAUGAUGAGGCACGCGAGUUCUUCAAGGGCAUGGAAGACGGCAAGGAGGAAAACCUGCUCGAGUGGGAGCGGUUCCGCGACCUUUCGAUUGAAAAGUACAAAGAGACGUAUGCACGUCUGAAUGUGCACUUUGAUGAAUACCGUGGCGAGUCCAAGGUGCGGAAGCAUCACAUCGAAGAUACGCUCUCAAAGCUGCGCACGAUGGACUUUGUCUCGCGUGAGGAGAAUGGCGCCUUGCUUGCUGACCUAUCGAAGUUCAAGCUCGAGAAGGCAGUGGUCGAGCGCAAGGAUGGCACUCCUCUUUACCUCACGCGCGACAUUCCCGAGGCCGAGCAGCGAUACGAGCAGUACAAGUUUGACAAGAUGAUCUAUGUAAUUUCAUCGCAACAGGACCUUCAUUGCGCACAGUUCUUCAAGAUCCUCGAGCUACUGGGCCAUCCUUGGGCACAGAAAGAGUCAGAAGGACUGCUUCACAUCAACUUCGGCAUGGUUCAAGGCAUGUCGACUCGGAAAGGCACCGUUGUGUUCCUUGACCACAUUCUUGACGAGACGAAGGAGCAGAUGCACGAUGUCAUGCGGAAGAAUGAAGUCAAGUACGCGCAGCUGGAGGAUCCCGAGCGUACGGCCGACAUUGUCGGCAUGACAGCGAUCAAGAUCCAAGACAUGGCUGGCAAGCGUAUCAACAACUACACUUUUGACUGGAAGCGCAUGUUCUCCUUCGAAGGUGACACAGGCCCCUACUUGCAGUACAACCAUGUGCGUCUGUGCUCGAUGGAGCGCAUGAACGCAGAAGAUGGCCUGGUCCUGCCGAAGGAAGACUUGGACUUUGAAACCAUGCGGACGGAGCGCCUACAGGUGCCAGAGGCUCUCGAGAUUGUGUGGUUGCUGGCUCAGUGGCCCGAUGUGGUUCGAACUGCUAGUCGCGACCAUCAAGCCUCGACGAUCGUUACAUUCUGCUUCAAGCUCACGCACGCGAUCAGCUCUGCUUGGGAGAAGCUUAUCGUCAAGAACCAAGAGCGUGAUGAUGCACUUGUGCGGUUGUGGCUGUACCGCUGUGCCAAGGAUGUGCUGAGCAGCGCACUUCGUCUCUUGACUGUGACGCCGCUAGAACGUAUGUAA
Molecule: messenger RNA, 1893 nt
Organism: Malassezia globosa CBS 7966
Lineage: Eukaryota; Fungi; Basidiomycota; Malasseziomycetes; Malasseziales; Malasseziaceae
Exons: 1
Coding region: 1-1893 (630 amino acids)
Biological process (GO): mitochondrial translation; arginyl-tRNA aminoacylation
Cellular component (GO): mitochondrion; cytoplasm
Molecular function (GO): ATP binding; arginine-tRNA ligase activity
Source: RefSeq, a predicted model, not a curated record